This is a messenger RNA of Lingula anatina, 956 nucleotides long. RefSeq lists its product as uncharacterized. Gene Ontology annotation, molecular function: acyltransferase activity, transferring groups other than amino-acyl groups. Lineage: Eukaryota; Metazoa; Brachiopoda; Lingulata; Lingulida; Lingulidae. The record is from RefSeq and is a predicted model, not a curated record.
GCAUACAUAUAUAAUAUAAUAGUUUCACUGCGCGUAUCGUGCCAUUACACAAAGACACUCGGAAGACGUAUCCCACAAUGUCGACAGCCACGAUAAGACAUAUGAGCCCUGAAGACCUGGCUGAAGUCACCCGUUUGACAGAGGAAGAGUCGUGGAAUCUCAGCCAAAAGGUUGUUAGGACUCUCUUUGAAUACAGCCCAGAAGGAUCGUUCAUUGCUGAGUUGCAGGGGAAAGUUAUAGGUGCGGUAAUGGGGUUCAACCUGAGUGAAGAGGAAGCCUUUGGAGGAAUAUGGGUCGUCAGUAAGUCGUGGCGUGAGCAGCGUAUUGGUACAAGAUUGUGGCAGAGGGUAAAAGAGCACACUGGAGACAGAAACCUCUGCAUAUUCUCUGUGGCAGAAAGAGUUGGACCCAACAGAAGAUUAGGUUUUACAGUGGAAUCUUGGAAAAUAUGCCAUGUAGCAGGCAUCGUCGCAACAGAAAAGAUUACGAUGGCCGAAGAUUGCAUGGUAUCUGCGUUUCCUUCCCGUGAUGUGCAAUUUGAACGCCUGCUGCAAUAUGACACCAAAAUACACACAAUUAAACGUGAAAGAUUUCUAAGAGCUUGGAUUGAGGGGAAAUCGACCAUUACUUUGGUUGCUAUUGGCAAGACAGGAGAAAUCGUCGGUUAUGGCGUCAUUAAGCGCGAUUCCAACUAUACCAAUCUUGGUCCAGUUUACGGCGAAACUACCGCCAUUAUGAAAACCUUACUUUUCAGUUUAAUCGGCAAGACUACUUCUGGUGAAAUUAUUAGUACGUACGUGCCCAUUGGGAAUGAGAUUUUGCAAGAAUUACUGAGUGAGAAUAAAAGCACACUUAAAGUUGAUGACGAAUGUACUCGGAUGUUUUUCCAUCAUGAGGUGAAGGCUCCUGUGGAAAAGAUUUUCGCGAUUGCGUCACCAGACGGCAGUCAUUGCUGA